CUCCGAGCGGCCAAAGCUUGGAACCCCAAAUCCCUCCGCCCCGGAGUUCCCCUGAAUUUCUUGUUCUAACACUAUCCCCUGCUAUUCUUGAUUCAUCUUUCUAAGAACUCUAGGAUUUGUGCUCUUAACCCUCGGUUUCCGAUUUCUUUCUUCUGUCACUGUUGCAUUACAAUCGUGAAAGAUUUUAUCUUUCUCGUUCUUUCCUUUUUUGUUUUCGUUUGGGAAUUCAUUGUUGACAUUCCAGAUAUUAUCAUCGGAUAUCGGGUCUCUUUUAUGGAAUUUGAGGAACCUGUGAUUCAGCAUUCAAUCGAUGUUGGUGUUGGAGCAGGGAAUCAUGCGGCUCCACGCGUAAUUCCUGGACCGCAGCCGAUUAGGGUUGCAAGAAUUGUUGUUCCCUUUCCGCCUCACCGGGUCGUUACAUCUAGGGUUGGAUUCAACCUCGACGUGUUCUUGAGAAUGGAGAUGGAAAGGUCUUCGUCUCUCUCACAGAUCAUGAUGAACGAGGGUUUGGUUCCAUCAGAAGAAGAUGAAUUGAGGAGGAGAAAUGCCAUUCACAAGUUAAAGAAGAUAGUAAUGGAAUGGAUUAAAAGGGUUGCUUACAGACACCAACUCCCAAAAAGAUACCUCGCUAUGGCCUCGGCUAGGAUUUUGACUUUCGGUUCAUAUGGACUUGGGGCUCAUAACGCGUCAUCGGACAUUGAUGCAUUGUGUGUUGUCCCCUGCUUCGCUAAUAUGAGGGAAGACUUUUUCGUUUUGCUGUACAACAUACUUGCCAGCAGACCUGAAAUCUCAGACAUCUACUGUGUUAAGGAUGCUAAAGUUCCUCUGAUGCGCUUUAAAUUUGAUGGGAUCUCCGUUGAUCUUCCAUAUGCUCAACUUAAAGUAAUAUCCAUCCCAGAGAAUGUGGAUUUGUUCAACCCAUUUUUUAUGAGGAACAUUGACGAGAGCAGCUGGAAAAGUUUAUCAGGAGUACGUGCUAAUAGGAGUAUCCUUUCCCUUGUUCCAAGCAUUGAGGAAUUCCAAUCACUGCUGCGCUGCGUUAAGUUAUGGGCAAAGAGACGAGGGUUGUAUGGAAAUUUGCUAGGAUUUUUUGGUGGGAUUCAUCUAGCAGUCCUUUCAGCAUUCGUGUGUCAAAAGCAUCCAGCAGCAAAGUUGAGUUCCCUGGUGCUGAUCUUCUUCAAGACAUUUGCCUUUUGGCCUUGCCAUGCUCCGGUAGUCCUGCAUGACAGGUCGAUGAGGCCGUCUUUCAUCCCCGGAGAAAAACACGGUCUUUGGCCUAUCCACUUGCCGGGCAGUGAGUCUGAUUUCUGUCAUUCCAACAUCACCAGAAGCACUUACCACAAAAUCCGGGCAGAGUUUCUCAGGGGUCAUGCUUUGACAAAGGAGAUGUUGAGUCCGGGUUUUGAUUGGAGCGAGCUGUUUGAACAUUUUCCAUACGGGAAGAUAUACGGGCGGGUAGUGAAGAUAUCACUGUCAGCUAGUGAGAAAGAGGAGCUGGAGGUGUGGGUUGGGUGUGUGAAGUCGCGAUUCAGAUGGCUUGUGGUGAGGCUGGAGGAGGAAUUGCAGGGAUUCAUCGACCCCAACCCAACCGAGUACCAUCAUGUUUGCCCAGCAGCAGCAGGAGGAGGAGAAGAAGUAGUGUUCUACUGGGGGCUGCAGCCGGGGAGAAGCAAGUGGAUAGACAUAGAAGCAGUGGAGGGCGAGUUCAGGAAGACAUUGAGGAACGUGUAUCAUCAUCAUCAUCAUCCUGGCUCUUCUUCUUCUCCUUCUUCCACGGCGAGGAUGAAGACGACGAUGACGACAACGUUAGUAAUAAUAAUAUCAUUAAUGAUCACAACCAGCAGCGGCGGCGGCACCACCACAGACCCCGCCGGGCUUAGCGGUUUGGUGAAAAGCACCUGCAAAAACACGCCGAAUUACAACCUGUGCGUCCAAGUUCUGUCGGCGGACCACCGAGCCGGCAGUCCGAAAGCCGACGUGUCCACGCUAGCCAUCAUCGUGGUGGACGCCGUGAAGGCCGAGUCGCUGAAAGCGGCGGACAAGAUCAAGGAGCUGCGGCCGCGGCGGGGCGAUCUGAAGGCGGCGCUGGAGAAAUGCGAUUUCGAGUACAACAAGGUGAUCCUGGGGGCGGUCCUCGGCGAGGCUUACGAGGCGCUGACUAAGGGGAACCCCAAGUUCGCGGAAGACGCCAUGGUCGGCACCGCCACGUCCGCUCAGUCCUGCCAGGAUGCCUUCGGCGGCGCCGCCUCUCCGCUCUCACCAGUCAACGCGCGUGUGCGGGACCUCUCUGUCGUCGCCAGGGCCAUUAUCAGGAACUUGCUGUAAACCACGCGCCGCCACUCCGAUGAGUCCGACCCUCCCACGCGCUAUAUAUGCAAUUCAUUAAUAAUAAAAAAUUAAAGCUAAGCCCUCAUUAAUUACCAGAGUUAUUAAGAUUUGAUGCUUCCAAAUCUUUUUUAAAUUGCCUAUUUAAUUUUUUUAACAUACCUCCAAUAAAAAGUUAUGAUAAAUUAUCAAAAACAAUACUCGUAUCUAUUUAUUGUUGACAAGUUUAUGUCUUUGAAUAACAAGAGUGUGAUUUC
This is a messenger RNA of Cuscuta campestris, 2582 nucleotides long. The record is from the annotation of a GenBank genome assembly. Lineage: Eukaryota; Viridiplantae; Streptophyta; Magnoliopsida; Solanales; Convolvulaceae.